Molecule: messenger RNA, 1102 nt
Organism: Camellia sinensis
Lineage: Eukaryota; Viridiplantae; Streptophyta; Magnoliopsida; Ericales; Theaceae
Source: RefSeq, a predicted model, not a curated record
AUGUCAUCAUUGCAAUAUUUGGACCUCAAAUUCAAUAAUAUGAAUGAAAUAAUUCUUAAAAGUUUUGGAAAACUCUCAAAGCUCGUUCAGUUGUAUCUCGAAGGAAAUCCAUGGGAAGACAUCAUAACAGAAGUUCAUUUGAUGAAUCUCACAAGAUUAGAGAAUAUAAUCAUACCACCAGCGACAAAAACAUCAUUGGUUUUGAAUGUCACAUAUAAAUGGAUUCCCUUUUUUAGGGUCAAAUUUCUUGAUCUACGAAACUGUCAGGUUGGUCCCAGAUUUUCUGUAUGGCUUCAAGUUCAGAGUGAACUCACCUCUUUGAUCCUUAAAAACGUUGGAAUUGAGGACAACUUACCUGAAGAAUGGCUUUCCAAGAUUUUUGCUCAUCUUACCUAUUUGGAUCUGUCUAACAACCGAAUCAAAGGAAAGCUUCCAAAGAAGUUAGAAUCUCCAAUAUUAGGUUUUAUUGACUUGAGCUAUAAUCGCUUUGAGGAGAACCUUUUGAAUGGAACAAUCCCCUCAUCCAUCUGUACCAUGAAUAGCUUGCAAGUACUUUCCCUUAGGACAAACCAAUUAUCCGGGGAGCUCCCACAGUGUUGGAAUGGGUCACAAUACUUAAUGGUCAUAGACGUGGAAAACAACAAUCUCUCCGGUAUUAUUCCAAGUCUCUAUAUGUUGGUUUUGAGCAAUAACAGCCUAGAGGGUGAAAUUCCUUCUUCUUUGCUGAAUUGUUCACUUUUGAGAAUUGAUCUUAGAGGAAAUAGAAUAUUUGGAAAGUUACCCUCAUGGAUGGGGGCGACUACACUUUGGAUGCUACAGUUGCGAUCAAACUCUUUUAGUGGAAUCAUCCCGCAAAAAUGGUGCAAUAAUCCAUUUCUUCACAUCUUUGAUCUUGCAAACAACAACAUUUCAGGGGUUAUUCCCAAUUAUUUACACAAUUUAACUAAUUUGGUUUAUGAUGAUGCAUGCAUAACAGAACCCCGCGAGCAAAGACACGGUUAUGUGGAGCGAACAACUUUGGUGGAAAAAGGUGGAGAACUUGAAUAUGGCAAUACUCUUCAAUAUGUCAAUAUCAUUGAUCUUUCUCAAAACAAUUUAAUGG